AGAAGAAAGCAGAAAAACCUGAACAAUGGAUGUUAUCAAAACAGCUAAGGACCGUCUGCGCAAGUAUCCCAAGUUUUUAAGCCAAUGUGGAACAGAAAGUAUGCAAUACGCUCAGUGUGUUCUGAAAAAUGAAGAUGAACUUAAGAAAAAUAUUUGUGCUGCUGAAUUUGAUAAAUUGAAACAGUGCCUCAGAAACGCUGCUAUGAAAGGUGGAACUCGACUCUAGACUCUGUGUUUGCUAAUGUUUUCUCUACUCAUAUCUGACUCUUUUGCAAAAUAAUAAGCCAAAACUUUAAUAAAUUGAAAGGCUGUCAAAGUCUAAUUUGUGGCAUGUUUUCUCCGUUGCGAUAACUUUUUUAAACUGCUCGCUGCUAGCUUCUUUUUUUCUGCUGCUAGUAUCUGCUGCUCUUGCAAGCUUGAACGGAAGUAGUGUCAGCGAAGUACGUUCUAAUACUCCAGUUUGAACCGUUGUCAUCAAUUUUAUUCGUUGGAGUUCGCAGGAAGUUUGAUUGUGCACUUAUCGUUGAAUCACUGCACCAUUUUCUUCCUUGAUUGAUUGUUUUUCAUGUACACAUUUUUCAUUUAUCCUCUUAAACAUGUUUGUUGUUUCUCCUUAUUUCCGGAUCAUUUUAAAUCAAUUUAUGGAAAUUGAUGUUAAAAUUUUUGGCUUAAAAUAAAAUGUUCAAUAAAAACA
Molecule: messenger RNA, 694 nt
Organism: Bemisia tabaci
Lineage: Eukaryota; Metazoa; Arthropoda; Insecta; Hemiptera; Aleyrodidae
Source: RefSeq, a predicted model, not a curated record